Molecule: messenger RNA, 328 nt
Organism: Staurois parvus
Lineage: Eukaryota; Metazoa; Chordata; Amphibia; Anura; Ranidae
Source: the annotation of a GenBank genome assembly
UGCAAGCCAACAAUCGCCGGUGCGCUGUGUCCCUCCCUGUCAACCAAAAGAGCCGAAGAUGUCAGCUCGGUCAUAUCAUCAGAGCACUGAUGAUCAGUGUGCCCUGAUGAUUGUGUAGCCCCAGCAGUGUCACCUGUCAGUGUCCAUCAGUGCCAGCUGUCAGUGCUCAUCCAUGCCACCUGCCAGUGCCCAUCAGUGCCCACAUUUCAGUGCCUACCAGUGCACAUCAAUGCCACAUAUCAGUGCCCAUCUGAGCUUCCUUUCAGUGCCACCUAUCAAUGUCAGUCAGUGCCACCUAUCGGUGCUGCCAAAUCAGUGCCACCUAUCA